AUGGCUUGCUAUAAUAAGUAUACUAACGAGAAGUACGCUCUGAAAGUAUUACGUGACGGACCGAAAGCUCGUCGUGAAGUUAGCCUUCACUACCUUACUAACGCUCAUGAAAAUGUCGUGACAAUUAUCGACAUCUAUGAGAACACUUUUGACGGAGUGAAAUGUCUUCUAAUGGUCGUCGAAUUUCUUGAAGGCGGUGAUCUAUUAAGUCAAUUUGAGAGCCAGGGCAGCAAACCAUAUCCCGAGAAAAAAGUCGGGGAAAUUAUACGCCAGAUCGGGUCGGCAGUACAAUACCUCCACGACAUGAACAUAGCACAUCGGGAUAUCAAGCUGGAAAAUAUUCUGUGCAGCUCUACGGGUGACGAUUGUAUAUACAAACUUGGAGAUUACGGGUUUGCCAAGCGUCCUGAACGGAAUGUUCUGAUGGAAUCGCCUUGCUGUACUCCAUUUUACGCACCUCCUGAGGUGCUCAGUCGUGAACGAUAUGACAAAUCCUGCGACAUGUGGUCCCUUGGUGUCGCCAUGUACAUAUUACUAUGCGGUUAUCCGCCGUUCUACAGCAUGAAGGGUCUAGCCUUAUCGCCGGGCAUGCGAAAUCGAAUCUCGAAGGGAUACUACGCAUUUCCGCCGGAGGAAUGGGACCACGUGUCUCAAUCCACGAAGGAUGAGAUCCGUUUACUACUUCGAACUGAUCCCACAGAACGGAUGACUAUUCAUACAUUGAUGCACACACCACUUGUAACCGGUGAACAAGCUCCGGAGGGGGUACCAAUUCCUGGAGCUGUUGAAGAAGAAGAAGACCAGGUGCCCGAAGAACCGGUUGUCGUGCCACGCAGUGUACGAUUUUUGCGUGAUGGUGUGAAAGCGCCACGUCUACACAGCAUCCAGGAAGAAGUCGGUCGUGCACUGGAUAUGAUGCGUCUUGGAGGGGAUCUAACCUUCUUGAAAAGUCCUCAAAUCUCAUGCAAUAGUCUCUACGCACGACGCACCACCGCUCAUCUCAGUAUUCCACGGGUUCAAUGUUAA
Messenger RNA from Cooperia oncophora, 1026 nucleotides. Lineage: Eukaryota; Metazoa; Nematoda; Chromadorea; Rhabditida; Trichostrongylidae. The record is from the annotation of a GenBank genome assembly.